UGCCACGUUGGUUCUGAUCUCUUUCCAAGGAAGCGAAGUUUUCUCUCCCAGAUUGGCCAAAUUUUGGACUAUCUAGAGAAGUCGUCUUAAUCAACAACGGUGGAAGAAAACAUGGAAGUACCAAUCCACGACACUCCCCCAAUACCAGACACUUCUCAACCACCAGAUAAUUCCCUAGGGCUUCUAGAAGGAAGCCAGAAACCACCAAGUACGACCAUGUCAGGAGGGUAUGGACAGAGCCCUGACGGGUUUGACCAGGGUUUCUUCCAGACAAACUAUGCUGCCGGCUACGAUGACCAGAACCAGAAUGCAGGAUACGAUGGUGGUGGACAGCAACAGUAUGUAGCAUAUGGACAGCAACAAUAUACACCAAAUCAAUAUGCAGCUGGUGGAUAUGACUAUUCCCAGCAGCAGGGAGGGUACCCAGCCCAGCCCAACAUCUUCACGCCAGACACGUCCUCAUCCUACGCAGGCUACACACAGGACGGAGCUUCACCCAUGGGACAAGGAGAUCCCAACAGUUUUGAGGACGAACCACCGCUCUUGGAAGGCCACACCAGUUUUGAAGAUGAACCACCGCUAUUGGAAGAACUAGGAAUCAACUUUGAUCACAUAACACAGAAGACAAUGACAGUUCUGAACCCCACAAAAGAAACAGAUGCCUCCAUACUUGGGGACGGUGACCUGGCUGGCCCUCUGGUGUUCUGUCUCAUGUUUGGGUCUUGUCUCUUACUGGGAGGAAAGGUCCAUUUUGGCUACAUUUAUGGUAUUGGUGGGAUCGGCUGUGUGUCGUUGUGGUGCCUAUUGAACAUGAUGAGUCUAACAGGAGUCAGUGUGUGGACUGUGGCCAGUAUCCUAGGCUACUGCCUGCUGCCCAUGGUCUUUCUGUCAGGAGCUUCAAUCAUUCUCUCACUCCAGGGUGUCCUGGGGCAGAUUUUAGCCACACUAUCGGUGGGUUGGUGUAGCCUGUCAGCCUCCAAGCUGUUUGUGUCAGCCCUCGCCAUGCAUGACCAGCAGCUGCUUGUAGCCUAUCCCUGUGCCUUGUUGUACGGCGUCUUCGCCCUGCUAACCAUUUUCUAACGCUGGAAUUCAGCAUACACUUUUUUGUAUGAACUCGAUGCUCAAAGAUACACAACCAUCAGUGAGUUUCAUAUUCCCAAACUUAAUCAUGUAAAUACUACUGUAUGUAUGCCAUAGUAUGGAAAAUUGGGGGGAAAACAAAUGCCACAACCCUUCAUUCCAGGGAUGAUCUUAUAUGGAAGCACUUAAAACUAUGCUAGCUGGAUCUUUGUAAAACUGGUGGAUUG
Branchiostoma belcheri (Belcher's lancelet) is the source of this 1307-nucleotide messenger RNA. Its product is annotated as protein YIPF5-like. The record is from RefSeq and is a predicted model, not a curated record. The transcript is spliced from 10 exons. Gene Ontology annotation, cellular component: trans-Golgi network. Gene Ontology annotation, biological process: endoplasmic reticulum to Golgi vesicle-mediated transport; vesicle fusion with Golgi apparatus. Bases 112 to 1080 code for a protein of 322 amino acids. Lineage: Eukaryota; Metazoa; Chordata; Leptocardii; Amphioxiformes; Branchiostomatidae.